Messenger RNA from Coccomyxa subellipsoidea C-169, 3213 nucleotides. RefSeq names its product calcium ATPase. Gene Ontology annotation, molecular function: ATP hydrolysis activity; ATP binding; P-type calcium transporter activity. The record is from RefSeq and is a predicted model, not a curated record. Gene Ontology annotation, biological process: calcium ion transmembrane transport; intracellular calcium ion homeostasis. Gene Ontology annotation, cellular component: membrane. The transcript is spliced from 28 exons. NCBI's taxonomy places the organism in Eukaryota, Viridiplantae, Chlorophyta, Trebouxiophyceae, Coccomyxaceae. Bases 1 to 3213 code for a protein of 1070 amino acids.
AUGGAGGACCCUCACGCCAAAGACGUCAAUGAGGUGCUCUCGUUCUUCUCUGUAGAUGCAGCCUCAGGUCUCUCCAGCGCCCAAGUCCUGCAGGCACGCAGUAUCUAUGGCAGGAACGAGCUGGCUCCAGACAAGGGUGAGGUCCCCCGCACACCCUUCUGGAAGCUUGUACUCAAGCAGUUCGACGAUCUCCUGGUCAAGAUCCUCAUAGUUGCGGCAAUCGUGGACUUCCUGAUUGCUCUCGCGAGUGGUGAGAGUGGGCUCAGUGCCUUCAUUGAGCCCCUGGUCAUCAUUGCCAUCCUUGUUGCCAACGCGACCGUUGGAGUCAUCACGGAGACCAAUGCAGAGAAGGCAAUAGAGGAGUUGAAGGCCUAUGAGGCGGAUGUUGCAACGGCGCUGAGAGAUGGCCGGCUGACUGUUAUUCCUGCAGUGGAGCUCGUGCCAGGAGAUGUGGUGGAAAUUGCCGUUGGGGCGAAGGUGCCAGCUGAUCUGCGGCUCAUACAGAGGUUCAGCAGCACCUUCAGAGUGGACCAGUCGAUACUAACGGGUGAGAGCGGCAGCGUGGAGAAGUACCUGGAGGCUGUGAGGGACAGGAAGGCCGUCUACCAGGACAAGACCAACCUGCUGUUCUCUGGGACGGUGGUGACUGCUGGGAGGGCAAGGGCUGUAGUGGUGGGAUCGGGGCAAAACACAGCCAUCGGCAAGAUUAGGCGCGCGCCUCUCUUUACUCAUCCUACUCUCCUGAGCCAUGCUUCCCAGAGCGGUCUCACAGAUGUGGACGCUAUGGCGGAGUCCGUGGAUGAGAUGACACCGCUCAAAAAGAAGCUGGAUGAGUUUGGCUCCUUCCUGUCAAAGGUGAUAGCAGUGAUCUGCGUGCUGGUGUGGGUCAUCAACAUCCCGCGGUUUGGAGACCCCGUGCACGGCAACCUGAUGGAGGGGGCGAUAUAUUACUUCAAGAUCGCGGUGGCGCUGGCCGUGGCGGCCAUCCCCGAGGGCCUGCCAGCUGUCGUCACCACCUGCCUCGCCCUGGGGACGCGCAAAAUGGCCAAGCGCAACGCCAUCGUCCGCAGCCUGCCCUCGGUGGAGACUCUGGGGUGCACGACGGUGAUAUGCAGCGACAAGACGGGCACGCUCACCACCAACCAGAUGAGCGUUGCCCGCCUGGCAGUAGUCCAGUCAGCCAACGGCCACCUCACCGAAUUCCGGGUCACAGGGGGCACGUAUGCGCCGGAGGGGAGCGUGUUGGAUGCACAGGGGGGGCCUGUUGAGACCCCCGCUGACGAGGCCAGCGUGCUGGAGACCGCAGCAUGCUGUGCGCUCUGCAAUGACUCAGCGCUCACCUACGACACAGAUGCGGGGGUGUAUGCGAGGGUGGGCGAGGCGACAGAGGUGGCGCUGCGAGUGCUGGCGGAGAAGGUGGGCCUGGCCGGCUACGCCAACAUGCCGGGGGCCCUAGCGCACCUGUCCCGCCGCGAGCGCGCCACCUUCUGCAACGACUACUGGCAGCACGAGUACCACCGGAUAAGUGCGCUGGAGUUCAGCCGGGAUCGCAAGAUGAUGAGCGUGCGCUGCAGGCGAGCCGGCAAAGAUACCCUCUUCGUCAAAGGCGCCCCCGAAGCCAUCUUUGCCCGCUGCACCCACGUGCUGCUGAAUGAUGGCAGCGGGAGCGUGCAGAUGACGUCAGCGAUGAGGCGGGCGCUGACAGAGCGGGUGACUGCAUACGGCUCGCACCACACGCUGCGCUGCCUCGCCCUUGCACGCAGAUCCAUCGCGGCCAGCAAUGAGCAGGUGACGGAGGAUGAUGAGGUGGGGCUGAUGCUGCUGGGGUUGGUGGGAAUGCACGACCCGCCGCGGCCGGAGGCGGCCGCCGCGGUGGCGACUUGCCGGGCGGCCGGCAUCCGCGUCAUAAUAGUCACCGGCGACAACAAGGCCACCGCCGAAGCCGUCUGCCGACACGUGACGGCGCUGGACGAGGGUGCAGCGGGGAUAUCUGGCGUGCUGAGCCUGACGGGCGCGGAGUUCAGCGAGAUGUCCCCGGCCGCGCAGGCGGACGCAGUUGCGCGCCUCAACGUCUUCUCCCGCGUCGAGCCAUCUCAUAAGAGCCUCCUCGUCGACCGCCUCAGGCAGCAGGGGCACGUGGUGGCGAUGACGGGGGACGGGGUGAAUGAUGCGCCGGCGUUGAAGCGCGCUGACAUCGGCAUCGCCAUGGGCUCAGGCACCGCCGUGGCCAAGCACGCCGCAGACAUGGUCCUUGCAGACGACAACUUUGCCACCAUCGUGGUGGCCGUGAGCGAGGGGCGCGCGAUAUACGCCAACACAAAGCAGUUCAUCCGCUAUAUGGUCUCCUCCAACAUCGGCGAAGUGGUUGCCAUCUUCUCUGCCGCCCUCAUCGGUCUUCCGGAGGUGCUGAAUCCGGUGCAGCUGCUGUGGGUCAACCUGGUGACUGACGGCCUGCCGGCCACGGCGCUCGGCUUUAACCCCCCGGACAAAGACAUCAUGACCAGCCGCCCGCGCAGGACGGAGGAUGGGAUAGUGAACCGGUGGCUGUUUGUGCGCUACAUGGUCAUCGGCCUCUAUGUUGGCGCUGCCACCUGCGGCGGAUUCGCCUGGUGGUUCCUCUAUUCCCCGGGCGGCCCCGGCCUGAGCUGGAGAGAUGUGACGGGGUCUCGGCAUUGCGACAGCGAGGCGGCUUGCGCGGUGUUCAAGGACCGGCACCCGUCCACGGUGGCCAUGACCGUCCUGGUGGUCGUGGAAAUGUUCAACGCGCUCAACGCCCUCUCAGAAAACAACUCGCUGCUCCAGCUGCCGCCCUGGAGGAAUCUGUGGCUGCUGGGCGCGAUAGCGCUGUCGAUGGCGCUGCACUGCUUCAUCCUCUACGUGCCUCCGGCCGCCCUCAUCUUUUCGGUCACGCCCCUCUCCGCCGCCGAAUGGGUCGCCGUCGUAUGGCUCUCAUUCCCGGUCAUCCUCGUGGACGAGUUCCUCAAAUACCUCACCAGGAACUGCAUGGUGGCGGGCCGCGCGGGGCGGCUGCCGCGGGCACUGAGCUCGGUGUGGGAACGCGCAGCACGGAUGCUGCCGCGGCGGCUGCGCACAGGCUCAGCCUUGGAGCUGCCGCAGCACCACUCAGGUAGCGCCCCCGCGCACACCACCUCCUCUGCCCUCACCGCCCGGCUCCUGCGUGCGGCCGGAGGCGGCCGGCCGGCCGCCGACUGA